Messenger RNA from Cinclus cinclus, 2292 nucleotides. It is a transcript of the gene PLOD2, whose product is annotated as procollagen-lysine,2-oxoglutarate 5-dioxygenase 2. Gene Ontology annotation, biological process: peptidyl-lysine hydroxylation. Gene Ontology annotation, molecular function: procollagen-lysine 5-dioxygenase activity; L-ascorbic acid binding; iron ion binding. Lineage: Eukaryota; Metazoa; Chordata; Aves; Passeriformes; Cinclidae. Gene Ontology annotation, cellular component: endoplasmic reticulum. The record is from RefSeq and is a predicted model, not a curated record.
AUGGAGGUUUUGACAGACGCGUCCUUCUCGUCAGAGAGGAUGGGCGGUGCGCUCCCGAUGCCAUCAGGGCACACAGGCGGAAAGGUCGCAUGGUUUCUAUCGGCUCGCGGCGUAGCGGCUUCGGAUAAACUUCUAGUCUUUACUGUAGCAACCAAAGAAACUGAUGGCUUUCACCGUUUCAUGCGAACUGCAAAGCAUUUCAACUACACAGUAAAGGUUCUUGGAAAAGGUGAAGAAUGGAAAGGUGGUGAGCUGCCCAACUCUAUUGGCGGAGGGCAGAAAGUUCGACUGCUGAAAGAAGGCAUUGAAAGCUAUGCUGAUCAAGAGGACUUGGUUGUGCUGUUUGUUGAAUGCUAUGAUGUUAUCUUUGCUGGGGGCCCUGAAGAACUGCUAAAGAAAUUUCAGGAAACAAAUCACAAAGUGGUGUUUGCAGCAGAUGGACUAAUUUGGCCGGAUAAAAGGCUGGCUGACAAGUAUCCUGUUGUCCGGAGUGGAAAACGAUUCCUGAACUCAGGAGGAUUUAUUGGUUAUGCUCCAUACAUAAAUCGUAUUGUGCAGCAAUGGAAUCUGCAGGAUAAUGAUGAUGACCAGCUGUUUUACACCAAAAUCUAUGUUGACCCAUUGGCAAGGGAGCGCAUUAACAUUACUUUGGACCACAAAUGUACAAUUUUCCAGACCUUAAAUGGAGCUGUUGAUGAAGUCCUUUUGAAAUUUGAAGAAGGAAAAGUAAGAGCAAGGAAUUCAGUGUAUGACACCCUACCAGUAACCAUUCAUGGAAAUGGUCCAACUAAAAUUCACCUGAAUUAUUUGGGAAAUUAUAUUCCUAAUGCUUGGACACGGGAAACUGGUUGCAGUGUUUGUGAUUUGGACUUGCUAGACCUGUCAGCAGUAAAGGAAUAUCCAAGAGUAAAAAUUGGUGUUUUCAUUGAACAACCCACUCCUUUCCUAACUAAAUUUUUAGACAGACUGUUGACUCUGGACUACCCACGGGAGGCACUCAGUAUCUUCGUUCAUAAUAAUGAGGUUUACCAUGAAAAGCACAUCAAGAAAUUCUGGGAAAAAGCCAAGAACAUUAUCAGAAAUAUUAAGAUUGUUGGGCCUGAAGAAAACCUGAGUCAAGCAGAAGCCCGGAACAUGGGAAUGGACCUUUGUCGCCAGGAUAAAACGUGUGAAUAUUACUUAAGCAUAGAUGCAGAUGUUGUGCUGACAAACCCCAAAACUUUAAGAAUACUGAUAGAACAGAACAGAAAGAUAAUUGCUCCACUCGUAACUCGCCACGGGAAGCUUUGGUCCAAUUUCUGGGGUGCUUUGAGCCCAGAUGGUUAUUAUGCUCGAUCAGAAGAUUAUGUGGACAUUGUCCAAGGGAACAGAGUAGGAGUAUGGAAUAUCCCUUAUAUGGCUAAUAUAUACUUAAUUAAGGGAGAAACUCUCAGAUCUGAGAUGAAAGAAAAGAACUACUUCAUGCGUGAUAAGUUGGAUCCUGAUAUGGCACUCUGCAGGAAUGCCAGGGAAAUGACUUUACAAAGGGAAAAAGACUCCCCUUCUUCGGAAACAUUCCAUAUGCUCAGAGCCCCAAAGGGUGUUUUCAUGUACAUUACCAACAGACAUGAAUUUGGAAGACUUCUUUCUACAGCCAAUUACAAUACCUCCCACUACAACAAUGACCUCUGGCAGAUAUUUGAGAAUCCUGUGGACUGGAAGGAAACUUACAUAAAUCCAAACUACUCAAAGAUCUUCACUGAUAACAUAGUAGAACAGCCAUGUCCAGAUGUGUUUUGGUUUCCCAUAUUUUCUGACACUGCCUGUGAUGAAUUAGUAGAAGAAAUGGAACAUUUUGGGCAAUGGUCAGGUGGAAAACACCAAGACAGCCGCAUUUCUGGAGGUUAUGAAAAUGUCCCAACUGAUGACAUUCAUAUGAAGCAAAUAGGACUGGAUAAUGAAUGGCUGCAUUUCAUACGAGAGUUCAUUGCCCCAGUAACACUAAAAGUCUUUGCUGGCUAUUAUACCAAGGGCUAUGCUCUACUGAACUUUGUUGUAAAAUACAGCCCUGACAGACAGCGGUCACUCAGACCUCACCAUGACUCCUCUACGUUCACAAUCAACAUUGCCCUCAACAAAGUAGGAGAGGACUUUCAGGGAGGUGGAUGUAAAUUUCUUAGGUACAACUGCUCCAUUGAGUCUCCCAGGAAAGGAUGGAGCUUCAUGCACCCAGGAAGACUUACACAUCUACACGAAGGACUUCCUAUCCUGAAUGGCACAAGAUACAUUGCAGUAUCAUUUAUUGAUCCUUAA